This is a messenger RNA of Anthostomella pinea, 1371 nucleotides long. NCBI's taxonomy places the organism in Eukaryota, Fungi, Ascomycota, Sordariomycetes, Xylariales, Xylariaceae. The record is from the annotation of a GenBank genome assembly.
AUGGCCCCCAGGAAACAAAAGCAGACGAAGACCAAGAAAAUCUUCAAGGACUGCACCGUAGCGAUCGGUGGCGACCUCGUAGACCCCCAAUGGCAAGACGCCUCUAAAGUCGCCAAAUGGACGACUAGCUGGGGCGGCACCUUCAACUACAAGAUGGACAACAGCGUCACGCACCUGCUGUGCACCCACGCCUCUUUCAAGAAAAAAAUCCCCGAGGUCAAGGUGGCGCUGAAGAACAAGCACACACACAUCGUCCUGCUUAACUGGCUGGAGGACUCAAUUUACGCGAAGAAGCGACUUCUGGAAAAGAAGUUCUCCCUCAAGGAGAAGCAGAAGGAGUCCAAUGCCAAGAUGCGACGCAAGCAGCAGGUACAGAAGGGCCUCGACCUCUCGGUUAAGUACAUUGAUCCCAACCUCUACCACAUUUACCGAGACAGCAUGUUCUUCGAGUACCAGGUGAAGCUCACCCGAGACGACGAGAAGAACGAGGACGUCGGCCAGAAAUACGUUUUGACGCUCUGGGAGUCCAACGCCAAGCCGCACCUCUACCAGACCACGGCCAAGUUCUGGAAGAAGCACCGCGACAACAAGCCGGCAGUGCUCCGAACCAAGGAGACCCCGCGGAAGUUCGACGUGGCCUUUGAGGACUUCAAGACCUUCUUCGAGAAGAAGACGGGCCUGCUGUGGGAUGACCGCAUUGCCAAGGCUGGCACCAUGCCGGCCGAAAAGUUCCAAUACGAGCCACCCACUGGCGGCAAGCCCGUGGGCCUGGUCAACGGCCGCACCCCCUCGCUCUUCGGCGACGGCAAUGUCAGGGCCCAACUACCCCUGCGACUGAAGGAGGCCGCGAAACAAGACGACGCCCGCGAGGACGUCGACGGUAGCGGGUCCAAGGAUGCGAUGGGCGAGGACCAUGGCCGUGGCCAGCCAAUGAAGAAAACGAAGAGAAAGUCGGGAGCUGAGGAUGAGAUGGGCAAGGACCAUGACCAUGGUCAGCCAAAGAAGAAGAAGACGAAGAAGAAUUCGGGAGCCCCGAAGAAGCAGUCUUCCAAAACGCUUACCCCUCCCAGCACCAGCAACGACGACGAAGGCGAGGAUCAGGACCAGGCCGACGACAUCAUGCUGGAUGCGGACGACGGCGGCAUGCAGCCUGAGCAGGCUCAAGCAGAAGAACAGGAGUUCGUGGAUGAGGAGAUGGCUGAGAUUGGCAAGGCCCUCAUUGCAGGCAUCCAGGCCGAGGAGAUGGCCGAGCUUGCCUCCAACAGCUUGCUGGUGCUGGCUCAGGGCGUCGUAGCUGGGGUCGGUGAUGCCCAGGACGCCGAGGCCGAGGAUCCUGAGGAUGAUGAGUCCGAGGCUUCGGAGGAGGAGUAA